AUGUUUGUCAACAUAUUACCCCCUCCUCAACGAGAUCCUGGUCAAAUUGUGCAAAUUUGGCAGAAAGUCAAUCAACUCGUCAACAUUUUACAGACAAUGCCUUCUGCUCCUUCAGUUUGGGUGAGCCUACUGGGUGAUUGGUCAAGUGGUAAGAUACCGCAAGUGAGUGUCACUUACACCAACGGAUACAAUGGAUAUCGCCCCGAUCAUGAUAUUGCGAUUGUGCCUUUCACAUGCCUUUCAGAUUGGCAUUAUCGAAUACCGCCUUCCUACUCCGCUACGAUAGCGAACGAACGACAGUUGACCAAGAGGUCGCUUCUAUUCAAAUAUGGAAAGGAUUCUGUCUUAGAAGAGUGCCAGUGGGGCUGUGUUAGGGCCCCCGAUGUCAACAUCGUCCACGACUGGCUCACGGAUACCCGGAUCUUUCUUGAUCGCAGACUCGAUGACAUUCCUGGUAAAACGGCUGGGGCUCUUCGGCUGGAACGAUUCCAAACCUGGUUCCAAGAUAGCUGGGCAUCAAAAUACGAAACACAAUUCAUCUCAGAUCUUCAGAAACACCAGAGCACUGUUCUAAAACAUGAUCGCGGCUUACUAGGGGCCAGAAGAAGACACAAGUUGUUGAUCAUGCUUCAUCAUAUCUACCAUGCCUCGCAGGACGACCCACAUAAAGUGGAGGCUGCUUUGAAUGAAAUGACUCCUCGAGUCUACGAGAAGUGGGAUCCUCAAUUCUGGUCAGAGUGUUGGGGAGAUGGUAUGCCUAGGCUCAGCUUCCGGUUGGUCGAGGGUAGGUUGGACUGGCAAUAUUGGUAUCGUGUGUACUGGUCUUAUCGGAAAUUCACGGUUUUUGGGAUGAUUUUACGCGGAGCAAGCUCCACAACUGUCACCAUUCGCGACGCAGAAUGA
This is a messenger RNA of Penicillium coprophilum, 903 nucleotides long. RefSeq lists its product as uncharacterized. Lineage: Eukaryota; Fungi; Ascomycota; Eurotiomycetes; Eurotiales; Aspergillaceae. The coding region runs from base 1 to 903 and encodes 300 amino acids. The record is from RefSeq and is a predicted model, not a curated record. The transcript has a single exon.